Messenger RNA from Passer montanus (Eurasian tree sparrow), 3606 nucleotides. It is a transcript of the gene CHDH, whose product is annotated as choline dehydrogenase. The record is from RefSeq and is a predicted model, not a curated record. Gene Ontology annotation, molecular function: flavin adenine dinucleotide binding; choline dehydrogenase activity. The transcript has 9 exons. The coding region runs from base 962 to 2788 and encodes 608 amino acids. Lineage: Eukaryota; Metazoa; Chordata; Aves; Passeriformes; Passeridae. Gene Ontology annotation, cellular component: mitochondrial inner membrane.
GGCAGCCCUGUCCCGGGGGAACCUGGCAGAGCUGGCGGCCCCGUCCUGGGGGAACCUGGCAGCCCUGUCCCGGCGGGGCAGCGCAGCCUCCCGGGGACUCCGGCGGGAUGGGCGAGGCCGAGGACUUCGCCCGCUGCCCCCUUUCAGCUCCGGCGAAGCCGCUCUCGCACAGGCUGCACAGCGGCCAAAGGCUGCGUUCCGGGGGGAAGUCCCAGCCGCGCUCCUGCCCUGCCUCCCCGCGGACUCUCCCCUCGCAGCCCACAGGGGCCCCGCACUCCCAGGGACCACCCCGCGCUCCGCCCGCCGGCCUGGGCGGCGGCUGCCGAGGGUCGGCGGCAGCCCCCACACGCGAGCGGCCUCCCCGGCCUGGGCUGAGACAGACGCGGCCUGUGGGUGCCCCGUCCUGCGCAGGGGACCGGACAGACCCAUCUCCCUCCUGCUCGGGCGGCCGGGCGGGAGCGGUCCCGGUCCGGUUCGGGAGCCCCAGAGCGGGGUCGCGGGCAGCCCCGGAGCCCACAGACGCGCUUGUGCACACAGGAGGAAGCGGCGAGAACUCAAAAGCACCAAGGUUUGUGAAUCAUCUACACACCGACUGUCAAAGUCACUUGACUGUUAUGGCCAGGACACUGCUGACUGACUUCACUCCCAGCUCUCUUUACAAGACAACAGUUCUCUCAGGUGUUAUUCUGCCAGUCCUGUUCCAUUUGAAGUAAAACAACAACAAAAUGCAGAGAAAACUGCUAUAACAUUUAGAAGAGUUGGCUACAAAACUAUAGUUGCCUACUGGGACAGAGUGUCUUUCCCAGGUUAUCAGGGCCCAGGCCCAUGUUCUACCAACCCCCCUCACCAGUUUGGUGCUCCUGGAUCAAUAAAGUCCUGUGGCCCACCAGUUCUGCAGGUUAAACACAGGGUAUACCACUGGAUUUUAUCAGAAAUUCUGCAAGAGUGACUAUCAAUAAAGAUGUCAUAUUUAACAAAAGGAUUUAAAUGUCCCAGUCCUGUGAUGUGCAAAGUAGCAGGAAGCCUGUUUAAAGCACGCACGUUAAAGAACGCGUUCAGCAUCAACGAACAAUUCAAAAUUUCACGUGCCUCAUCCCAACUGAGCUCUGAAAAGACAAACUCUUAUGAUUACAUCAUUGUGGGAGCUGGCUCAGCAGGCUGUGUGCUGGCCAACAGGCUGACAGAAGACCCGCAGAGCACCGCGCUGCUUUUGGAAGCGGGCCCCAAGGACACCCUGCUGGGCAGCAUAAGGCUGAUGUGGAAGAUCCACAUGCCUGCUGCCUUAACCUACAACCUGUGCGAUGAGAAAUACAACUGGUACUACCACACCACUCCGCAGAGGCACAUGGAGGGCCGGGUGAUGUACUGGCCCCGGGGCAGGGUGUGGGGUGGCUCCUCCUCUCUCAAUGCCAUGGUCUACAUCCGCGGGCACGCCGAGGACUACAACCGCUGGAGCAGGGAGGGGGCUCUGGGCUGGGACUAUGAGCACUGCCUGCCCUAUUUUAAGAAGGCACAGACACACGAACUGGGGCCGGAUCAGUACAGAGGUGGGAAUGGCCCCCUGCACGUGUCAAGAGGGAAAAAGAAGCAUCCUCUCCAUCAGGCGUUCCUGGAGGCUGCCCAGCAAGCCGGGUAUCCCUUCACAGAUGACAUGAAUGGCUACCAGCAGGAAGGCUUUGGCUGGAUGGACAUGACUAUACACCAAGGUCAAAGAUGGAGCACAGCUAGUGCUUAUCUUCGCCCAGCCAUAUCACGCCCAAAUUUCUCAGUUGCAGAGAAGACACUUGUAACAAAAAUCUUGUUCCAAGGAACAAAAUGCAUUGGUAUUGAGUAUGUGAAAAAUGGGCAGAGGAAAAAGGUUUCUGCCAAUAAGGAAGUUAUUUUAAGUGCAGGUGCCAUUAAUUCUCCCCAGCUGCUUAUGUUGUCUGGAAUUGGAAAUGCAGAUGAUCUAAAAAAACUGGGGAUUCCUGUUGUUUGCCAUCUUCCUGGAGUAGGCCAGAACCUGCAAGAUCAUUUAGAAGUGUAUGUCCAGCAAAAGUGCACCAAACCUAUUACUCUGUAUAGUGCACAAAAGCCACUGAACAUGGUGAGGAUUGGCCUCGAAUGGCUUUGGAAAUUUACAGGUGAGGGAGCCACGUCUCACCUGGAAUCUGGUGGUUUCAUCCGGAGUGAACCAGGGGUUCCUUACCCCGACAUUCAGUUCCACUUUCUUCCCUCCCAGGUGAUUGACCACGGGCGGGUUGCUUCCACAAUGGAAGCUUAUCAGGUCCAUGUGGGACCCAUGAGGAGCACAAGUGUGGGCUGGCUGAAGCUGAAGAGCUCAGACCCAAACGACCACCCCAUCAUUGAGCCCAACUACCUGUCAACAGAAAGAGACAUUUGGGAAUUCCGCCAGUGUGUCAAGUUGACCAGAGAGAUCUUUGCUCAGAAAGCUUUUGAAAAAUUUCGUGGGCCUGAAAUUCAACCAGGAAAUCAUGUUCAGUCUGACAAAGAAAUAGAUGCUUUCAUAAGGCAGAAGGCUGAUAGUGCUUAUCACCCCUCCUGCACCUGUAAAAUGGGUCAGCCUUCAGACAGCACCGCUGUAGUGGAUCCCCAGACAAAAGUAAUUGGGGUUGAAAACUUGAGAGUAGUUGAUGCUUCAAUAAUGCCCAGUGUUGUCACUGGAAACUUGAAUGCCCCAACUAUCAUGAUAGCAGAGAAAGCUGCAGAUAUAAUUAAGGGCCUCCCAUCACUUCAGGAGAAAAAUGUUCCUGUAUAUAAGCCCAAGACCUUGGAAACACAGAGAUAAAUAAGUAUUCUUAUCCUUUCAUAUAAUUUGCUAUUUAGGCUUUCAUCCUUAUGUUGGCAUCUCAUACUGAAUGUGCCAACGUGAUAAAUAUAAUGAAAAAUAACAUAUCCUAUUAAAGUAACUAUUAAUUUGAAUAAUUUUUUGUAUUAGACUACCUACUGUUUUUUUUAAUCAGCUGGCUUCAGUUCCUUUUUUAGAAUCAUAGAAUAUGCUGAGUUUCAUGGGACCAAUCAGGAUCAUUAAGUCCAAUUCCUGGCCCUGUGCAGAACACUCCAAGAAUCACAAAUUUAGUUAAAUAUUACCUUCUGUGGUAUAUUCAAAUAUUCUUUUGAAGAAAAGCUGUUUCUAAAUGACAAGGUUGUACACAUCAGCCAGAAAUACCAUGUGACUGCAUGAGGAAUGGAAGAGAUUAAUGUGGGCUAUUUUGAAAUUAUUAUGUUAUUUGAAGAAUUUUAAUUGCUAUUAGAAUGUUACCCAGGAAAAUAGCUAGUCAGUAAUCACCACGUCCUGCAGAGAAUGGUCAAACAAAUGUAAGCACUUAUGUAAUUUCAAAUUCAAGAGCUGAAAUAGUUUGUAUCAGAAUUCAUAGGAAAGGGAGGAACCUGCAUGUGCUCAGAGUUUGUCAAACGUGACAAACAUUUCCUUUAUGAAAGGAAUGCACAGUUUACAAAUCCCACUCAAAGUUAGAUUUCACUAAGCUCAGCAGCCUCUAACUGUAGAUCAUUCAGGAAGAAGAUAUACAGUGUAUUUAUCAGAACUUAUUUUUCUAAAAAUGCAGAACUGGAGUUGAAAUUUAUUAAAAUCUACUGGAAAAUUGA